UCGUAAACUACGACACUUCCGGGGCGUGUAAGGAAAAUGCCGCGAGCUCAAGCUCCAAAACAUGUCAAGUUAUCCACAUGCUCGUCACUAUUACGCGUUUAUUAGUCAAGCUGUUGCAUAACUAGUAAAAUCUCACAGCUUUCAGGGUAUAAUGAGACAGGAAUAUGGAUGUUUUGAAAAGACCUUCUAUUUCUGAAGACGCGGUUCAGUAUCAGCUGUUUCUGGUUCAUCCUGACCCAUCAGACGCAGAAGGCCAUAAGAGAUUCCUCCAGCAGAUCCUUCAAAACAUCCUCGCUGAGAUCGCCCCCCUUUUGGUGCAGUACAUCUGGCAACAUCAGCCCUUCAAUCUAAAAUACUAUCCUGAGAAAGCGGAUGUUCCUGCACACCUGGGUGGUGUUACUGAGUUUGGUGAUAAUGUGGAGGACGAAUGGUUUAUCGUUUACCUGCUCAAACACAUCACACGCACCUUCAGUGAUGUAGCCGCUGUUGUCUUUGAUAAUGAUGGACAGUUUCUUCUGAUUGAAGCAGCUGAACACCUGCCAAAGUGGCUGGACCCGGACAGCAGUGAAAACAGGGUGUUCCUGUUUCGGGGAGAGCUGCACAUAUUACCCAACCGCACAUGUUCUGGAGAGGUUGGCUGGCCCAGAGACUCAGUACCUGCUGUGUGUCAGGCUCUAGAGGUGCUGCAUUCACACACUGAGAGCUGUUUAGCCAAACAGUCCAUACGAUCCGCUCUGGCCAAGAGGCUGGAUGGGUAUCCAGAUAAAAUCCAGCAGAAUUUGCACCACGUCCAUUGUUAUGUGCCUGCGGGCAUCGCUGUGGUGUUGUCUAGGAGGCCUGACCUCAUAGCCCCUGCCGUGUCUGCUUUCUAUCUGCGUGACCCUGUUGACCUCCAGGCCUGUCGAACUUUCCGCACGUUUCCUCCUGACACUAGAGUUAUGACAUCAGUAAAGUUUACUCGCUGCUUAUAUGCACAGUUGCAACAACAGAGUUUUGUUCCAGAUCGGCGGAGUGGUUUCGCCCUUCCCGCCCGCUCUCAUCCCCACUACAGAGCUCAUGAGCUGGGAAUGAAACUGGCCCAUGGCUUUGAAAUCCUGUGCUCCAAGAGUGGACAGUUCUCAUCAGAGAAAGAAGCUUCAGUCAGCAGUAACCCACUAUGGAGAGGCUUUUUAGAUAGUCUCAAAAAGAAUGGAUAUUUUAAGAGUGAACUUGAAGGAUCUGUUCGAUACAAAGACUUAAUGACAUUAGCGGAGGCUUUCUUUAGGCAGUCAGUAACCAGCAUUCACAGCCCCAAUAUUCAUAAUCCUGGUCAGGAGGUGUUGAAAGUCUUGGAGGAUGCCUCUUACAGUUUGGAAGAGCUGAAAAAUCAAGAGGCACAUCUACCACCAGAGGACAGUGAUGCGUGGUUAGACAUCUCACCUCAAGAGCUGGAGAGGCUGCUUGAGGAAAGAGGAGGUCGAGGGGUGAGCGAUGGUACUCGCAAGACAGCGCAACCUGAGGAGGAGGUGCAGGAGGAAGAGGCUGGCUACAGUCUGAUUGCUGUAACGCAAGGCAUGAAGAAAUUCAUCAACGCCAUGUCCUCUCAUGAAGGAGCUGAAAUACCCAGAUCUUGCCUGGCAGAGCCCUUCAGUUUUGAUCCAGAUGCAGUAACCAGUGCACUAGAUAGACUGCUAGGAAGUAAAGAUGAUGAGUUAGACUCUGACGACUUUGAGGAUGAUGAUGAUGAUGAUGAAGAGGACGACAAUGAUGUUGACGAAGAUAAAGCAGCGCAGAAUGGCGAGUCUCAAGAGCAGGCAGGUGCCGAGGCGCUAGACAGUCUGAGGAAAUACAUGGAUGAAAUGGACCAGGAACUGCAAAGCACAAAUAUUGGCAAAAGCUUUACCCAGAACAACAGAGCCAGUAAUAAAGCAGAUGCAUCUAAAAGCUCAUCAGCUGCCUCAAGUUCAGAGCUUGUUGAGGAAGAAAUCCAGCCGCUCGAUGUGGAUCUCAACCUGGUUACGAAUUUACUGGAGUCUCUAGCUUCUCAAGCGGGCCUUGCCGGGCCUGCUUCUAACCUACUGCAGAGUCUAGGCAUCCACAUCCCUCCUGAUGCAGAUCAGUCAUGAUAUGUCAAACUGAAGUGGAAAAAAUAACUCACAGAGACUUUUCACACACUUACCGUCACGCUCAGUGUUCCUUCACCUAGUGCACAUCAGCUGUUAUGGUGUUCCACUCCACACCCAGUACUGAAAUGUCAAUUACAUCCAAACACUGGUGAGAUAGCAACUUGAAAUUUCUUAUGUAAGAAGUUUAUCAUGGUCUAUGGUUUAUCAUGUCAAAUACAACUUUAUCUUUUUGAAUAAAGAUAUUUUUCUGAUA
Labeo rohita (rohu) is the source of this 2358-nucleotide messenger RNA. RefSeq names its product ecdysoneless homolog (Drosophila) (gene ecd). The record is from RefSeq and is a predicted model, not a curated record. The transcript is spliced from 13 exons. The coding region runs from base 165 to 2105 and encodes 646 amino acids. Gene Ontology annotation, cellular component: nucleus. NCBI's taxonomy places the organism in Eukaryota, Metazoa, Chordata, Actinopteri, Cypriniformes, Cyprinidae.